AUGGACAUGCGCGAGCUGCGUCGCUCAGCGUGCAUGCGUGAGCUGCGCAGCUCAUCUUGUAAUUUUGAAUUCUGUAUUUUUUACUUUUUCUGUAUUUCAGUAAAUUCCUUGCUUUGCCCAGUGUGCCAUUCUAAUAGAGAUACAUGUGAAUAUUAUCCAGUGCACUGUGAAGGUGAUGAAACCAUGUGCCUAACAGAGAAAAUAUGGACCAUUACUGAAAAAGAAAUUGAAUUUGAAUUUAUAAGAAGAUGUGGAAAGCCUGCCGAGUGCAGCCGAGUUGGUACUUACAGCAGCAACAUCAGAAAGUUUGCAGUCAGUACCACCUGUUGUAACUCCAGCUUGUGCCUUUCUCCAGUCCCCACGUUUCCCAGCCAAACCGCCAAUAAAAAUGGACUGACCUGUCCAUCAUGCUAUAUAGAAAACUCUAAUCGAUGUUUUGGAAAAGACCCGUUGGAAUGUGUUGGAAAUGAGAGCAACUGCAUCAAUUACGUAAAGCAGGAAAUCUAUGAAAAUACUGUGACAUUUCAGUCUUUAUAUGGAUGUGCCACAGACAGUAUCUGCAGCGUUGGAUCAUCAACGAAAAAAUUCUUGUAUUUGGUAAAUGACAGUUUCAAAACUGUAACAAUGGAUAUGACGUGCAGCAGCAGUAUGGGACUGAUCGCUCCCUUCCACUUCUACUUGGUUUUUAUAUUAUUAGGUCUAAGGACAAUAAAGUUUAUCGUAUAA
Molecule: messenger RNA, 726 nt
Organism: Xenopus laevis (African clawed frog)
Lineage: Eukaryota; Metazoa; Chordata; Amphibia; Anura; Pipidae
Product: phospholipase A2 inhibitor and Ly6/PLAUR domain-containing protein
Exons: 5
Coding region: 1-726 (241 amino acids)
Source: RefSeq, a predicted model, not a curated record